AGGCAGAAUCCGCGCAGAUAGCAAAUGGUGCUGGAGCCGCCGCAUCAAGCCUCAACAACACACUUGUCAAAGAGCAGUUUCCUAGCAAAUCGCCGAAGGCCGAUGAAGGGACGAUGCUGGGAAGAGAGAAGCUCGCAUCUUCAAAUGCACGCUCUAAUGCUGUGAAAGACGAGGACAAACGCGCAGGACCCACUGGUGAUGCAGGAUCUACUAGUGGUACCAAAACCGACGCACCAGGACAAGCUGAUAAAAAGAGCACCAAAAAUGAUCAUGACGUUCGAGGUGUCUUUCCCUCUUCCGCGCCAGGUAAGAAAGGCGCAGGAAACGCUCUUACAACCGGCGAUGCAGAGGGAAGGGCCGUUCCUUCCACGAAGCCGAAGGCUGCACCUCACUCUGCCACUCUAGCCACUGCUAGCAACAAACCAGAUGCUGUUGCUGGAGGGUCUACUUGUGCGAAAAAUUCUUCGAAGAAGCAGGAUGGGCUGGAGAGGGGAGCGCCGAGUGGUGCUGAAGCGACAACUGUGGGAACAACAUCAACUGUGGGAACAAACCCUUUUCAUGUCGCAUCAAACAACCCGUUUGAGGUCGAAUCAAGAAACCCGUUUGAUACGACAAUUAGUAACUGGGAUCUACCAGGUUCGCCAUCAACUGGUGACGUUGACAAGACGGAUGUUGACAAGACGGAUGUUGUCAAGGGGUCAGUGGAUACUUCUAAGGAGUCAGAAGAUAAUCAAGCUCCUGCUGCAACUACCACAGAGGUGGACAUCAAAGAUGAUACAACAAGCAAAGGCAGCACGGGGCCAAACGCUUCGAUUGAGAAAGCUGCCACAGACAUGAAAGAUGGGACGUCGCACUGUGCAACAGGAGCUCCGCUAACCACAGCUAAAAGUACUGCGCCUGCUGGUACGACAAGUGAUGGCACGGGACGUGCGCACGUUCCGAAAGCGCCGGUAGUAGCUCCUCCGCCGCCGCCUCCGAUGGACUGCGGUGCACCUCCAGCAAUGACGGGCUUCGAUUUCCAUCUCCAACGUGCUGCUGUGCCACAGCAGCACGUUUUGCAUCCUUUUCACGACAAUAAAGCCAGCAUGGCACGCGGCAUCCCGUUAGCUGCUAUGUCACAGCGAAACACUUGUUCUAUGUUCGUGCAAAAUCACAACGAUAAUAGUGCGAUGUUGAUGAAUACGGGUCCGGCUGCGGGUCCGGGUGCUCCUAACAUGCCGUUAGGUGCCUCUAACAUGCCAUUAGGUGGAGCAGGACCUCUUAAUCCUUUACAACCUCUACAACAACACGGCAACAUCAACUUCUACAAUACCAAUGCUUCUCCCAUCCUUCCUCCCGGUCCUGCUUACUGGCCACAGAAAGGGGCGCCGCCCGCAAAUACUGGAGGGUGGCAUCAGCAGAGUGUCUCGAAUGUGAGCACGUACAAUUAUCAGGGAUCAACAUAUCAGAGUGCGAAGAACCACAACAGGAACAACACAAAUGAUUAUUCUCAAUCAGUCAGAGGAAGCGACCGCGCCGGUGGUCAGGGCCUGCCAUUUAUAGGAGGUGCACCGCCACAGGCCCCUGGCGCCGAGAACAAUUCGCUCACGAGGAAAAACGCCGCGAUCCAUAGCAACAUGAACGAUCCUACGAAGACAAGCAAGAACGUUAGUCACGCCGAUUACAUCUUGUGGAAACACGGCUACACUUCACAUAGUAAGCAUGAUCAGAAGCUCCUGUACGAGGAGACGACGAAGAAGGACUACGAGGAGACGACGAAGAAGGACUACGAGGAGACGACGAAGAAGGACGACGGAAUCAACAACUACGACCCACCUCGUCGACAGUAUGACACAGCGAGGACGAAGGACAACAACAAUAACAACAAGAGCUACAACAAUCUGGCCAGGUUUAAACACCAGUAUGCUGACAAGCAUCUUCAGUAUGACAAUAUUACGAAAAAAAAGGAACAAGAUCAGGGGUACCUCAGUCGUCCAAAGGACGACUACCGCAGUCGUCCGAAGGAGGAUCGCUUUACUCGCCGCUCUAGAUCUCGUUCGAAACGACGCAUGUCAAAACGACGAUCUCGAGAACGCAAUGCCGACCGCUACAGCAGCAAUGCCGAUCGCUACAACAAACGUGACUACAACACUGAGGCAACAGGAUACAAUGCCGAGGGAGCGAGAGGAUACAACACCGAGACACGAGGAUACAACGCCGAGGCAAGAGGAACCUACAUUAAGGGGGAUGCCGAAUGCAUCAUUUCCAAAUGAGUCCUCUGGGGAAGAGAGAACAAAACUACUUUUUCUUUGAAAUCAUGAUUUUCUUGCGAUUGUACAGUUGUUAAGCUUAUUCUUCUUAGACGUAAAUGCGUAUCUCUCUCUCCCGCUAGUGUUAGCAGAUAGGAGGAAGCUUGACGAUAGUUACCCUUUUUCUCUUUUCUAUCUUCCUCUGGUCUUUCUUUUUAGGUCGGCUCCACCACGACUAUUAGGCUCGUCGCACAUACGAGGGGGAGCACGAAUUUCAGGCAGAUGUCUCUCUUUCAGAGUUCUAAUGAUUGAGGAAGCAAUCGCGGAGGAACUGGUCGCCGGGACAGCAGAGGACGUAGAGGAACUUCUAGGGAGCAACAUUACGACGUCGACUCGAAGAAAUACCAUCAUCAAUCUAGUAGUUACGACGACGACUCGAAGAAAUACCAUCGGUCGGGAGGCUUUUCCUCAUCUACUUCUGCAUGGGGUGGGGGUGUAG
Amoebophrya sp. A25 is the source of this 2727-nucleotide messenger RNA. The record is from the annotation of a GenBank genome assembly. Lineage: Eukaryota; Dinophyceae; Syndiniales; Amoebophryaceae.